This is a messenger RNA of Aplosporella prunicola CBS 121167, 2013 nucleotides long. RefSeq lists its product as uncharacterized. Gene Ontology annotation, molecular function: serine C-palmitoyltransferase activity; pyridoxal phosphate binding. Gene Ontology annotation, biological process: ceramide biosynthetic process; sphingosine biosynthetic process. The record is from RefSeq and is a predicted model, not a curated record. Gene Ontology annotation, cellular component: serine palmitoyltransferase complex. Lineage: Eukaryota; Fungi; Ascomycota; Dothideomycetes; Botryosphaeriales; Aplosporellaceae. The coding region runs from base 1 to 2013 and encodes 670 amino acids. The transcript has a single exon.
AUGCCUACUCGUUCGAUAAACCCUUUCGCCGCCGCCGCCUCUCCCACCACCGCUCCAUCCCUCGACGAGAAGGGCUCCGUCCGCAAGGCGAACAACAAGUUUACUUCCUUCUUCUCCGCCUCGCCCAAGUCAAAGCAAAGCAGCGACGCCCUCAGGGAAGCCAUCGUUGCCCAGCAGCGCGCCCUCCUCGACAACCCGUCGCCCUCGUUGUCUCUGCCGACCAUCUGCCUGAGCACGGCGACGGGCGAAAAAUACAGCAAGAUGGAGGAGCCCACCACGACCCUUUUCCAGCCUCCCUCGCCCGAGGAGGCGCGUCGCAUUGCCAAGCAGCACGCCGAGUUUGGCCCGCUGGGCUCCAAGGCCCACCUCUACUCGAGCAGGUACACCGGUGGCGAGUUCCCGGAGCCCAUCGAGGACGAGCCGCCCUACUUCUUCCUCCUCACCACUUACAUCAGCUAUCUCAUCCUCAUCAUCUUCGGCCACGUUCGCGAUUUCUUCGGCAAGCGAUUCCGCCAGAACAACUACAAGCAUCUCCGCGCCCAGGAUGGCUACGCGCCUCUGAACAGCGACUUUGACAACUUCUACAUCAGGAGACUCAAGAUGCGCAUCAACGACUGCUUCGCGAGGCCCAUCAUCGGCGUGCCCGGCCGCUACAUCAAUCUGCUCGACCGCAAGUCGGAUGACUACAACCUCAGCUUCAAGCUGACGGGCACCACGACCGAAACGCUGAACAUGAGCUCGUACAAUUACCUUGGUUUUGCCCAAUCCGAGGGCCCCUGCGCAGAUGCGGUGGAGGAGGGCAUCAAGAAGUGGAGCGUGAGCCUUUGCAGCAGCCGUGGUGAUGUCGGAACCAGCAACCUCCACAUUGAGGUCGAGGAUCUGAUUGCCAAGUUCGUCGGAAAGCCCGCUUCCAUGGUCUUCUCCAUGGGUUUCGUCACAAAUGCGACCACGUUCCCGGCUUUGGUUGGCAAGGGCUGCCUGGUUAUUUCCGACGAGCUCAACCACUCCUCGAUCCGUUUCGGCGCGAGAUUGUCUGGUGCCAUGAUCGAGAUGUUCAAGCACAAUGACAUGAGGCACCUCGAACGCGUUCUUCGCGCGGCCAUUUCCAAUGGCCAGCCCCGCACGCACCGCCCUUGGAAGAAGAUCCUGAUUGCCGUCGAGGGCCUGUACUCGAUGGAGGGAACCAUCUGCAACUUGCCCGCUCUUCUCGAGCUCAAGAGGAAAUACAAGUUCCACCUGUUCAUCGACGAGGCCCACUCCGUUGGUGCCCUCGGCCCCCAGGGUCGCGGUGUCUGCGAUUACUUCGGCGUGGAUCCCGCCGAGGUCGAUAUCCUCAUGGGAACUCUGACCAAGUCCUUCGGUGCAAACGGUGGCUACAUUGCGGCUGAUAAGCACAUUAUUGACAAGCUCCGCGUAACAAACGCCUGCAACAUUUUUGGCGAGACUCCGGCUCCUCCCGUCCUCAUUCAAAUCGCUAGUGCCCUGAAACUCAUCAUUGGCGAGAUUAACCCUGGCCAAGGCGAGGAACGCCUUCAGCGUCUCGCCUUCAACUCCAGAUAUCUUCGUCUGGGUCUCAAGCGUCUUGGCUUCAUUGUCUAUGGUCACGAUGACUCGCCCAUUGUGCCCGUCAUGCUUUACAACCCUGCCAAGAUGCCUGCCUUCUCCCAUGAGAUGUUGAAGCGCAAGAUCUCCGUCGUCGUCGUCGGUUACCCCGCUACGCCGCUCGUCUCUUCCCGUGCCAGGUUCUGCCUUUCCGCCGCUCAUACCAAGGACGAUCUCGACCGCAUGCUCGCGGCCUGUGACCAGAUCGGCGACAUCCUCCAACUCAAGUUCUCCAGCGGCGUUGCGGGCGGUGCCGCACCUCUCCCCGAUGGCCUCACCAACGAGAUGGAGCAGGAGUACAGGCGCCAGAUGGAGCGUGGCGGCAAGGUGCCCCCGACGAUACCGCCUAGGUGGCGUCUGGAAGACGUCAUCAAGCGCGGCGUACAAGACGUCAAGGCCCCUCUCCGCUAA